UACAACUUCUAUGAACUCACUGAUAAAUAUAUGCAGUAUGAAAAAAAUUUGUUCUCAAGAAAAUGAUUAUAAUCAAUAUAACAAUAAAUGUAAAUUCUUUGUAUCAGCAGAUGAAAAAGAGAAAAAUAAAAUUACUAUUAUUUGUUUAAGAUUUUAUUGUUUAAUGAAUAACAUUUUCAAAUUAGAUUCUUCGCCAAAUACCCCAAUUGAUCAUGUUCAUUUAGAAUACUUGAACUAUUGGUUAAAUUAUGAAUUACAUAAUAAUUAUGCCGACACAUAUCCAAAACAAUUGUACAGACUUAUGAAAGCAAAUGAUUCCAAUAAUUCAAUAUUAUCUAAAUUGAAUAGUAAAAUAAAAGAUAUAGAUGUUGCUGAGAUGAAAAAUAUGAAUUGGUUAUUUUAUUUAUACAGAGAAUAUUUUAAUAUUAUAAAAGCAAUAACUAAUGAUUAUGCAAAGGAAGAAACAUUUCACGGAUAUCCUAACCCUAUACCUGAAGAAUACAAGGAAUUUGAAGAAAAAUGUCUUAAGGAAACAUCUUGUCGUAAAGUACUUUGUGCUUUCAAAGAAAAGUAUGAAAGCAUUAAAUUAGAAAUUCCAGAAUUAGAAGACUUGGUAAGUAAAAUGUUACCAUCUUUAAAAAAAUCUGCAAAUGCUCAAGUAAAUGCUUCAUUAUUGGAAAAUAAUGAACAAAAUGUAGGCGAAGAUAUUUUCGACAUACCUACAAAUAUAAUUAUAGGAUCUUCAAUAGCUACACUUGGAGUGUCAUUGAUUUUUUUUCUUUUUUAUAAAGUAAAUAACAAAUA
Plasmodium cynomolgi strain B is the source of this 804-nucleotide messenger RNA. RefSeq lists its product as hypothetical. Lineage: Eukaryota; Apicomplexa; Aconoidasida; Haemosporida; Plasmodiidae. The annotation marks the transcript as partial. The record is from RefSeq and is a predicted model, not a curated record. The transcript has a single exon.